AUGUGUUAUCGUCAUUUAUUUUUAUUAUUUUUCAUCAGUUUAUCAAAUGGUGAUCAAUGUAAAAUAAAUAAUCAAACUGAGUUUUUUCAAUCAAAAUCAGGUCAAUGUAUAUCCUGUUUGUCUCAUUGUAAUUAUCAAACAAACAUAUGUUUAUAUGUUAAUCAAUUACAUCGUCUAUGUUCAUCUAUUUAUCUUACUCGAAAUAUUCGAGAAUGUCAACAACGAUUAACACCAGAAAUUGUUCAAUCAUUUUUAAUUUCAAAUCAAUCGGAUAUAUUUCAUGAUGAUAAAGAUAAUGAUGAACCGGUGUGUUUAUUUUGUGGAAAUUUAACUCGUGGUCUUCGAUGUGAAUAUUGUCGUUAUCGUCCAAAUGGAAAACAACUUUCACAUUUAAUUGAAUUAAAAACACCGACAACAACUUGUUUUGAAUGUUCAUGUUCUGGUCAAACAUAUGAUUGUCGAACUAAUAUAACUGAUGGUUGUAGGUGUCUUUCACAUUUAUCGGAUUCAAAUUUAGUCGAUUUCAAUUUUCAUCAAUGUCUUUCAAAUCGUACAUAUAAUAUAAAUAAUCAAGAACAAAAUCAAUGUCGUUCAAGAAUUCAUCAACAAUGUCCAAAUUGUAAACGUGGUUAUAAUGGUGUUACAUCUGAACGUGGUCAUCGAUGUUAUAAAUUAUUAGCUACUGACACAACUCAAUGUUUUGAUUUUGGAAAUUCUUUAAAAUCAUGUUUAAAUAAUUAUGACAUAAUUAGAAGUGACGAUAAUGGAACAAUAUCAUUUGAAAUAACUCCUAGUUAUCGUAAUCUUAAUAUUCGAGUUUUAAUUGGAAUUGAAAAUGGUUUUGUUGAUGUUAUAUGUUCAAUACGAAAUGCUAAUUUUAUUAUAUUAAAUGAUCAUCAUGUUUAUUAUGAACAUCAAUCAUUAACUGAUACAGAACCACUUAUUCGUGAUUAUGAUUUAACAAAUGAAGAUUUUAAUUUCGGAAUUCUUUAUUCUGAUCCAUCUGAUAUAAUUAUUCUUCGAAAUUUAUCAUCUCGUCAUCGUUUGACAUUAUUAAUAUCUCCAACAGAUAUUGAUUUUACACAAGAUAAUCUUCAUUGUUUAUUAGUUGAUCAACCAAUAUCACGUAUACGUUUAUCAGAUUUGAUUGAUCCUCAAUCACAAUCUAUAUCAUUUUCACUUUCGGAUUAUCGAGCUAUACAUUUAACAACAGGUUCAUUAUUAAUAUCAUCAAAAACAAGUGGCUUUAUUAAAAUUUAUCAAUCAAGAAUGAAUAUAGAUUUAUUCGUUUUUUUCAGUGUAUUUUUUUCUUCAUUUUUUCUUUUUCUUUCAAUUGGAAUUUGUUUUUGGAAAGUUAAAUUUGCAUAUGAAAUUCAUCGUAGACGAAGAACACUUAAACAUGAAUAUCAUAAACGUAUGGCAAGACCAUUUGCUAAAAUUCAAUUAUUUAUUAAACCAUCAACAAUAAUAUCUGAUGAUGAAGAAAAUUCUCAACAGCUUACUUUUCCUGCUGCAUCAUCAUCUGUAGAUAUUCCACUAUUACUUCCAUCAACUCGUACAGAUAUUGAUUAUUCAUCACAUGUUGUAUCUGUUGAACCACUUCGAGAUCAAAAUACUUGUUAUACAACAUUACUUUUUCAUUUACCAGGAGAUCUUUCAACACAAUAUCGUCUUUGUGCUGGUACAACACUGGCGCAAUUACCUACAGAUUAUGCUAAUGCACUUUCAAAUGCAAGAAUUGAAGCUGAAUUACAAAAACAAAAUAAAAGACGGAAAAAACAUAAUGGACGAAAUGGUCAUCAACGAAAAGUUGUUGUUAAAAAGACAACAACUAAUACUAGACAACAACAAUUACAACAACAACGUAGAAGAAAACAACAUAAUCGUCAUCAACAACAACAGCAGCAGCAGCAGCAGCCAAGAACAACACUUGGACCUUAA
Messenger RNA from Rotaria sp. Silwood2, 1941 nucleotides. Lineage: Eukaryota; Metazoa; Rotifera; Eurotatoria; Philodinida; Philodinidae. The record is from the annotation of a GenBank genome assembly.